This is a messenger RNA of Phytomonas sp. EM1, 1517 nucleotides long. The record is from the annotation of a GenBank genome assembly. NCBI's taxonomy places the organism in Eukaryota, Euglenozoa, Kinetoplastea, Trypanosomatida, Trypanosomatidae.
GUUAACCAUUAAAUCGACACAACAUCCAAACACUGCACAUACAUAUAUCGUGCUUGGCAAUUUUUACUUAAUAUUAAUUUUUAGUCUGUUUGCUUAUUGAUUACUCACGUGGCUAGCAUUUUUCAUAUACAGAGUUCCUGAUUUAUAAUCAUUUGCAUACCCUUUUGAUAACUUCACAGAAGUCAAUUUUCUAUUCUCACACGUGCCAUUUUGGUGCUUCAACACUUUUUUUUUGUCGACUCGUAAAAUUAAAAAAAAACAUAUAUCAGUCACCAUCAAAUCAGUAGGAACAAAGUUCUGCUUGCAUAUAUCAGAAAUAUACAUACACACGCGGGAUGUUUGCCAAAUUCUUCAAGAAGGACAAGAAGGAUAAGAAAGGAAAACCGGAUGAAAAGGUCGCUUCUGGGCGCCCCAACGAACAAGCCAACGAAAAAAAAAAAGAUACUAGUGCAAUUGUUCCUCAGGAAAAACUAACGAAGGAUGACUUCGAAAGCUUGGAUGUGCUGGGUAAGGGAUCCUUUGCGUAUGUGGUUCUCUGCCGACGUAUUUCAACUAAUAAGUACUAUGCGAUGAAAGUGGUGAACAAGCAAGGUUUGCUAGACCAAAAGCGCAUACAAGACGUAUUUACCGAGCGUAACGUUCUUAUGCGUAUGGGUCAUCCAUACUUACUAAAGUUGCACUGGACUUUCCAGUCUGAGCACAAAGUGUUUUUUGUCAUGGACUACAUGCCCGGCGGGGAUCUCGACCGAUACAUGAACUCAGUUCCUAAUAAACAGCUUGACCUGUUUACUGCAAAAUUAUACGGCGCCGAAAUUCUGCUUGUCCUUAAUUAUCUUCAUAAAAAUAGUGUGAUUUACCGUGAUUUGAAGCCUGAGAACAUUUUGCUUACCCGUGAAGGGCACUGCACCCUCGCCGAUUUUGGUCUUUCGAAAGAUUUUUUAAGACAGGACCAGGAUGAUUCAAGCCAAGAUAUGCGAGCUAAUUCGUUUGUGGGAUCGCCAUUCUACGUUGCACCGGACGUGUUACGCCGGCGAGAGUACACUAAUGCGAUUGAUUACUGGUCUUUUGGUAUUCUCCUCUAUCGCAUGCUAUGUGGCCGCACGCCUUUCAACGGGAAAAGUAUGAAGGAAGUAUUCGAUAAUAUCUUGUACUCUGAUCUCCGCUUUCCAAGUAGUGUACAGCUUCCGCUAGAGGCUAAGGAUCUCAUCAGUCGCCUCCUUGUGAAGGAUCCUAACCGGCGUAUCAAAGGCCCUGAGAUCGAGGCGCAUCCAUUUUGGAACGGCAUCAAUUUCGAUGAUGUAAUGCAGAAAAAAAUCGCUCCUCCUAAGUGGACCCUCCUUCCCACAGUAGAGGAGAUGGUUGCCGCCAGAUCUGGUGGCGAUGAGACGCAGCCAAGGACAAAGAAUACUCAACAACUGGUUAACACACCAUCCCAUGUUUCGGAGCUCAACUCCACGGAGCAGCAGCUUUUUGGUGGCUUCACAUGUACAGCGGAAAGCCAUCUGAAUACUGCCUAA